AUGCCACCUAAGCGUACAUCGAACGGCGCUGCCGGAGGCAGCAUCGGUGUCAAGCGUGGUAGACCUCCGGGAAGCAAGAAUCGACCAAAAGUAUCGGCAGAUGGAGGUGAUGCGAGCGUGUCAGCCGUCAGCGCUCGAGGAGGCAGAGGUCGAGGUAGAGGGAGGGUUGGUAGUAGCACUGGAAGCAGCGGCCGAGGUCGAGGCGGUGGCCGACCACCCGUACGCAGGAGCGCCGCAGAGGCCAGUGUGAGGAGCUUUUCGCCGACCGCCGCCACGAAGCGUCGUCGGCAGAAUUUGGCUUCUGCAGUGCUUGAUGAAGCGGACGAUAGUGGAGGUGGCACACAAGAGGAAGAUUCGGACGGGGACGCGGAAGAGGAUUCGGGUAGCGAUGCUGAAGAUCCCGGUAGAGGGUCUGACUCUGGUUCCGAAGAGGAAGCGGAAGAUGACGAUGAGGAGGAAGAAGAUGAGGAAGAUGAGGAAAGCAGCGAGGAGGAGGAGAAUGGAUCAGAGGUGGAAGAUGGCAGAGCGAGGGAGGCCGGCACAGCCAGGCGCUUGCCUAGCGAAAAGGUUCGGUUAAGGAGGUGGAGGAGGGUUGGGAAUGACGAAAGGGACGCCGUCACGAGUGAAGCUGGUGCUAUCUGGAGAGUGGCCAGGUGAGGUGGAAUCAGUAGCUCCGAGCCUCGCGCGGCGACUUGUCUCACCCAACGCUCUCGUUUGGCAGACCCAUCCUCGCUUCUCUACCAAUAGGACAACGUGAUGCAGUGACGCAGGCCCUGACUCGCGCGCUAAGCCGCACCGAAGAAGCACUUCAAAAGACUCUGGUACCGCCCACAGCCCCAUUGCCUCAGGGCGUCGUAUCUACGACUCCUGCAGGAGGUGGCUCGUUGCAGGCGUGGCGUAACGAGAUGAGCAGGUACGACGAUAUCACUGAUCUGGCUGCUGCUAGUGGAGAUGCUCUAGAUGUAGAGCAAACGCUGGGAGCAGAGAGGCAUGGAGAUGUGGUGAGUAGCAAUGCGCUCGGCAAGCUACGGGGUUUGAUCCGCUCAUAGAUUGCACACACACACCCAGGCAACGCUCGAAUCUUUGCUGUUGCCAGAGGCAGUUGAGACUGUGGCGCUCACGCGAGCCUUGGACGCGCAGACAGCAGAGCUCCAAAGUGCCUUGCCUCGUUUGAAGCGUCUUCAAGAUCGGGCGCGCGAAAGGCCAACAGAUAGCGAUGGUCGAGAACCUCGUGAUUCAGCUCUGAAUCUACCACGUAUUCCAUCUGGCGCAGCCACUGCCAUGUCCGCUGCACAAGACCGACUCAUCGUUAACCAGCUUGACGGGCUACUCUCUUGA
Molecule: messenger RNA, 1338 nt
Organism: Ceraceosorus bombacis
Lineage: Eukaryota; Fungi; Basidiomycota; Exobasidiomycetes; Ceraceosorales; Ceraceosoraceae
Source: the annotation of a GenBank genome assembly